Messenger RNA from Notechis scutatus (mainland tiger snake), 2985 nucleotides. It is a transcript of the gene TXNIP, whose product is annotated as thioredoxin interacting protein. NCBI's taxonomy places the organism in Eukaryota, Metazoa, Chordata, Lepidosauria, Squamata, Elapidae. Gene Ontology annotation, molecular function: ubiquitin protein ligase binding. Gene Ontology annotation, cellular component: cytoplasm. The record is from RefSeq and is a predicted model, not a curated record. Gene Ontology annotation, biological process: protein transport.
GGGAAGCAGCUGAGCGGAAGGAGGUGUUUGUGUUUGUUCCGAAAAGUGACAUACGCCGCUCGUUCUGUCUCGCUCUUCCUAUUCUUUAAAAAAGGAACGUCUCGGGAGUCCGGAGAGGCAUUGCAUUUUUUUUUUUUUGCAAUCUCUUUGCGUUUUUGCAAUUUGACAUACACAGACUCACAAAACCAUGGUGGUCUUUAAGCGGGUCAAGGCGUUACGGCUGGACUUCGAAGAGAACGGCCGCGUGUAUUCCAGCGGUGAGAAAGUGGCCGGCCGCGUGGAAGUGGAGGUGGCCGAGGUCACGCGUGUCUCGGCCGUGCGCUUCCUCGCUUGCGGGGUCGCGCGAGUGCUGUGGAUCCGGGGCCCGCAGCAGUGCAAGCAGGAGAUGGAGUACCUGCGCCACGAAUCGGUGCUCCAGCUGGAGGACCAGGCCACCGAUAAAGAUGGUUCUGUUUUGCUGAGACCUGGAAACACCUACCAAUACAAGUUCCACUUUGAACUGCCCCAAGGGCCCCUCGGCACCACUUUUAAGGGGAAGUAUGGCUGUGUGGAUUACUGGGUGAAGGCCUCCUUGGAUCGCCCCUCCUUCCCAACCCAAGAGGUGAAGAAGCGAUUCGAAGUGAUGGAUCAGAUUGACGUCAACACUCCAGAUCUGAUGUCUCCUGUCUCUGCCAAAAAGGAGAAGAAAGUUUCUUGUAUGUUCAUCCCAGACGGGCACGUCUCUGUUAGUGCCAGGAUUGACCGCAAAGGAUUCUGUGAAGGUGAUGACAUCUGCAUCAAUGCCGACUUUGAGAACACCUGCUCCCGGAUCGUGGUGCCCAAGGCAGCCAUUGUGGCCAAGCACACCUACCUGGCCAAUGGGCAGACCAAGAUGUUCUCCCAGAAGCUCUCCUGCGUCCGAGGCAACCACAUCACGUCCGGCAUGUCCGAGUCCUGGCGGGGAAAGACGCUCCGAGUCAGGAAGAUCAAGCCAUCCAUUCUGGGCUGCAAUAUCCUGCGAGUGGAGUAUUUCCUGCAGAUCUACGUCAGCGUCCCCGGCUCCAAGAAGAUCAUCCUGGAGUUGCCCCUGGUCAUUGGCAACAAGUCCAGCUUUGGCAGCCGCAAUUCCAGCAUGGCCAGCCAGACCAGCUCCGAGAUGAGUUGGGUGGACCUCAACAUCCCCGAUGCGCCAGAAGCACCUCCAUGCUAUCUGGAUAUCAUCCCCGAAGACCACCGGAUCGAGAGCCCCACAACUCCUCUCUUGGAUGAGCUGGACAAUUCUUUCGACAGCCCCAUCUUCAUGUACGCUCCCGAGUUCAAAUUCAUGCCGCCACCAACCUACACAGAGAUCGAUCCUUGCACUCUGAACAACAACAUUGUCCAGUGAACGCGGAAGGAAACUCCGGUGUGGCUGUGAUUUUUAUCCAGCUUCUUUCUGGACUUUUUUUUUUUUUUUAAAAAAAAUUGCCCUCGGUAGCAAUUCUGCACUCAGCAGAAGAAAAGGCACAGGGAAAAAAACACCUUCCAGGUUGUCAAAUUUGACCUCUCAGGAAACAAAAGUCAGCUGCGGAGGAGCCGAAACCGACUUCCUAGUGCCUUAGCCCACCUGUGUUCCAGUUGACCAAAAAAAUGGGGGGCAUGUAUGAGAGGGGGAGGGGGGCCGUUUCCUUCCUCAAAGCCCUUCGUGCAGAGCAUGUGCCCCCAGUUUGACUGGUGCUGAUGCGAUUGUGGGGGGUGUUAAGAGGCAGCUUCUUGGAAGAAAAACCCUGAUUGUCUCAUUGUUUUGGCCCCUCCUUGACAAGGAAAAGGGGGGGAGGAAGACUCAAAAAGUUUUGGGGGCUUGGUAGUCGGGACGUGAGAAUGUCCUACCGCUCUACAAUUUUGUAGGUGGUGUGUGACGUUCUGCUGUUGAUGGUGCCAGAAGGGAAUCCGGCCUGGAGGGUUUUGAUAAGGGGAGAAUUUAUUGAGCUGCUCAUAUUGGUGGGGGCUGGUUUUUUUUUCAGCCUUUUUUUUUUUUAAACCCCACCAGCCUUGGAAAGGAAAGGAGCAUGUCAGGAGGGGAAGGGUGGCCAGGAAGAAAAGGGGAUCGGAGGCUGGAAGAAGAGGUGGUGAGGAGUGGGCUUCCUUCUCACCAGCCUCGAGAUGGGAGAAGAGGCGAGAGAAGCAAAGGAGGAGAGGAGUGUGGGGAAACGCUGUACAAGCAAUAAACCAUGAGGCAUCAGAAGGCAGAAGAGCCUAAAUCUGUAAGAAAUAAAAAAUAUUCUGUAGAGCUUAUUAAACAAUGCAAGGGAAUAACGACUUGGGUCCUCCGAGUUGUUGUUUUUUAUAGCACUUAAAUCCUGUAUUUUUUCCUUUUGUCUAUAAACCUGUUAAGCAAACCCCACCUGUUAGCAAGGGAGAAAUCCCUGUUUUGCCUAGGGAUCUCCUUGAUAGGUGGGGAUAAGUGUUAGGUGUUCUUGUUCAGAGGUAGGGUGGGGGUAGAUUGAGUGGCAGGUUUGAGGUGGGAGGUCAUAGGUGGGAGGAGGAAGGAGGUUCAGCAGCCCCGUUGAACCCCCCACCCACCCUUUCCAGGGGCCUCAGGAGAGACCAAAAAUGCUCGUGUCAAAGGGGUGCCAGAAAAUCUGCAUUUCAAAAAAUAAAUGAAUGUACGCAGAGAUAAUCCAUGGCAAGAGCUUCAAGAUUUCAAGAAAAGCCUCAUGGAAAAGUAUUUAUUUUUGGUCACUGGCUAUCCUGCGACACUCCCUAAUGACUUUGUGUGUUGACUUUGUGUGUUUUGUUCUCCCAGUCAAUAAACAAAAAAAUGCACUUGAAAUGACUGCACUGCAUUGCCAAAGUGUUAAUUCAUCCCAGAUUUUGUCCGCACAAAUACUUUUGUGUGUCACAAAUGGGUGUGCUGGUUAUUUUUUUUCUUCCUUAAAAAUGUGUUUUCGUUUCACUUGUUCUGCUUGUGUUUUUGUAUUAUCUGCAACUUUAAUUAUAUUUUGUACCGUUGAACUAGGACGUAUA